AUGUUGGCUGCCACCACGCGUAGAGCUUUUGCCUCCCUUUCCAACAGUGCCGCCAAGGCAUACAGCACCGCCGCCACCACCACUCAAAUCAGCACUGCUCAAAAUGGCAUCAAGGUUGCCUCGAUUGAAGAGCCCGGCCAGGCUGCUGGUUUGUCCGUUGUUAUCAAUGGUGGUUCUCGACUUGAAAGCUCCAGCGGUGUUGCUCAUUUCUUGAAGAACUAUGGCUUCAAGAACAACAGCAAGCGUACUGCUUUCCGCGUCACUCGUGAAACUGAAUUGGCUGGUGGUGUCUUGUCUGCCAACCUUACUCGCGAAACCAUUUCUUAUUCUGCCGAGUUUUUGAACGGUGAUGCUGCUCAAUUCGCUGAAGUCUUGGGUGAUGUUGUUUCCAACCAAAAGUUCCAACCCCACGAGUUUGUCGAUGUUGCUAAGCAAACUGCUGCUGAAUCCUCUGCUGCUGCUCACUCGGCUGAAGUUGCUGUUCUUGAAGCUGCUCAUCGUGCUGCUUUCCGUACUGGUCUUGGUAAUGCCAUCUUUGCCAACCCCAAUGCUCGUAUCAACAAUGAUGCUGUCAAGGCUUAUGCUGCUGAAUUGUUCCAAUCUGGUAACAUUGCCUUGGUUGGUUCUGGUAUCCCUCUUGAGGCUGUCCAAGAGUUUGCUGAGACUUUCAUCAAUGUCCCUGCUGGCAACGUCUCUCGUCAAGCUUCAAAGUACUAUGGUGGUGAGGUCCGUGUUGAAUCUUCUGUCGAUGGAAAGAGCCACUACAUUCUUGCAUUCGAGGGUGCUCCUUUGAACUCCAAUGAAUACGCUGCUGCUCAAGUCUUGCGUUUCGCUUUGGGUGGUGAGCAACGUGUCCAAAACGCUGCCGCUGCUGGUCUUCUUGGUGAAGCUGCCGCCAAGUUGGGUCAAGAUGCUCAACUCAAGGCCUUCAACAUUGGCUACUCUGAUGCUGGUCUCUUUGGUGUCUACGCCUCUGCUCCCUCUUCCUCUGUUGCCUCUGCUGUUGCCGCUGCUGCUGAACAACUCAAGGCCGUCUCCAAGGGUAUCUCUGAACAAGACUUUGCUGCCGCUGUUGCUCAAGCCAAGUUUGCUGCUUCCAAUGCUUUCGAGACUCGCUUGGAUCGCUUGGAAACCAUUGGUGCUCAGGCUCUCUUUGAUGGCAAGUAUACCUCUGUCGCUGAAGUCGCUGCUGCUUUGGACAACGUCUCCACUUCCGAUGUCGCCAAGGUUGCUGAAAAGUUGUUGAGCGGCAAGGCAACUGGUGCUGCAGUGGGUGAACUUUACAGCUUGCCCUAUGCUGAUUCUCUUUCCCUCUAA
Lichtheimia ornata is the source of this 1317-nucleotide messenger RNA. RefSeq lists its product as uncharacterized. The transcript is spliced from 5 exons. The coding region runs from base 1 to 1317 and encodes 438 amino acids. Lineage: Eukaryota; Fungi; Mucoromycota; Mucoromycetes; Mucorales; Lichtheimiaceae. The record is from RefSeq and is a predicted model, not a curated record. Gene Ontology annotation, cellular component: mitochondrion. Gene Ontology annotation, molecular function: metal ion binding.